This is a messenger RNA of Cicer arietinum (chickpea), 1928 nucleotides long. Its product is annotated as aspartic proteinase Asp1-like. Gene Ontology annotation, biological process: proteolysis. Gene Ontology annotation, molecular function: aspartic-type endopeptidase activity. The record is from RefSeq and is a predicted model, not a curated record. NCBI's taxonomy places the organism in Eukaryota, Viridiplantae, Streptophyta, Magnoliopsida, Fabales, Fabaceae.
AUCUUUUAUCUUCAAAACAUACUCUCCCAAUUAUUUUUUAUUUUCUACAAUAUCAACUUAAAGGGGUGCUCAUAAUAUUUUCAACAUUCAUAAGUAAAUGAGAUGAUACCUUGUGAAUAAGAAAGGGAUAAAAUGCAUAAGAAGCAAUCCCACUUCUAAUGUUGAAUUCAUUCUCUCCUCUCCUUUUUCAAAAACCCAAACCCAAUUCCCCCUACAAACUUAUACCAAUAAAACAAGCUAUCUUUCAUCCAUAUAGAUUAUAAAAAUUUAAUUUUUAAACUCAAUCCCACCACUUUUCAAUGUCUUUCAUCCAUAUAGAUUAUAAAAAAUAAAAUAGUUUUUUUCAUUACUGAGAGAGAAGAAAAAAGAAGAAGAUGAAGAUAGGUAAAGUGAGAUGGGGGGUGAUGGUGGUUGUUACAUUGAUGAUGUUGUUGAAUUUGUCUUGUAAUUGUUCAGCUUGGUUUGGUAAUAAACGUAAAAGUGGAAGGAAAUCUAUUCUACCAAGUGAAGCCAUGUCUUCUUCAAGGCCAAGUCUCAUGAAUAUUGCUGGUUCCUCAAUUGUUUUCCCUGUCUUUGGUAACGUUUAUCCUGUUGGGUUCUAUAAUGUUACUCUUAACAUAGGCCAACCACCAAGGCCCUAUUUUUUUGAUGUUGACACUGGUAGUGACCUCACAUGGCUCCAAUGUGAUGCCCCUUGUUCCCAAUGUUCUGAGACACCUCAUCCGCUGUAUCGGCCUAGCAAUGACUUUGUGCCCUGCAAGGAUCCACUAUGUGCUUCGUUGCAGCCUAAUAAUGACUACACAUGUGAAGACCCUAAUCAAUGUGACUAUGAAAUUGAGUAUGCUGAUCACUACUCAACCCUAGGUGUACUUCUCAAUGAUGUCUACCUUCUCAACUUCACCAAUGGAGUCCAACUUAAAGUUAGAAUGGCACUUGGAUGUGGAUAUGAUCAGUUUUUUUCACCUUCUUCUUACCACCCUUUAGAUGGAAUACUUGGGCUUGGAAGAGGAAAGGCCAGCUUGAUAUCACAGCUGAAUAGUCAGGGCUUGGUGCGAAAUGUGAUCGGACAUUGUUUAAGCUUGCGAGGAGGAGGAUAUAUCUUCUUUGGAAAUGUUUAUGAUUCUUCUCGUAUGAGUUGGACUUCAUUUUCAUCUAUUGAAUCGGGAAAACAUUACUCUGCAGGGCCAGCUGAACUUGUUUUUGGAGGAAGGAAGAGUGGUGCAGGAAAUCUGAAUAUUAUUUUUGACACAGGAAGUUCCUACACUUACUUCAACUCUCAGGCUUACCAAGUAUUGAUUUCUUUGCUGAGUAAGGAGUUAAAUAGAAAGCCUAUAAAAGCAGCACCUGAUGACCAGACUUUACCUAUAUGCUGGCACGGUAAAAAACCUUUCAAAAACAUAAACGAAGUGAAGAAAUACUUCAAGCCACUAGCACUUAGUUUCACCAAGGGUGGAAGAGUUAAACCUCAAUUUGAGAUCCCUCCUGAAGCUUAUUUGAUAAUAUCAAACAUGGGAAAUGUUUGUCUAGGCAUUCUAAAUGGCUUUGAAGUAGGGUUGGGUGAACUUAACGUAAUUGGAGACAUAUCAAUGCUAGAGAAAGUGAUGGUAUUCGACAACGAGAAGCAGUUGAUUGGAUGGGGAGCUGCAGAUUGCAACCGUGACCCAAGAUUCAUAGAUGUUAGCUUAUGAUCAUAAAAAAGUACAUAAUCAACACAUGCAUGUGACUAAUUUCAUGGAGAGAUUAGACAAUAUUUUAAUGCAGAUUAUAGAGCAGGAUAAUGAUAAACCACUAAUGUAUUGUCUUCAUGGUGAUUCAUUUGUGAAUGCAGCAUUGUGUAUAGCAUUAGAAUCUGAAUAUAACAGAAAUUAUUAUAUUUAUUCAUUAGGCAUUAUGUAAUUAUUACUAAGUAACAAAUAGAUUCACAUAGA